UCAAUACCCAAGUUAAAGAACUUAUUAGCACGCUACGCAAAUAUCUGCAUUAAAUCAAUCAUAAAUAAUUUACACCAGAGUGGUAAACAGUCGUCAGAACGCUUUGCAAAGUGUUUCCAAGCCCGGGCACGGCCCGUAGCGUGUGGGCUUUGCCCCAAACGUCCUGUAACAUGGUAGCAGACACCGACCAUCCCGCUGCUUCCGUCAGUCACGACAAAGACAAUACCGAAGCCGAUAUAACUGAACCUUCACACAAAUCCAUCUUUGACGUAGUCAAAUCUGGCGAACUCUCUGAAAUCGAGGAACUUGUCGAAAACCUUGGCACGCAAAUCCUGCGAGAACGUGAUGAAUGGGGCUACACGCCGGCUCAUUGGGCCGCUCUGGACGGCAGUGUGGAGAUAAUGCGGUAUUUGGUAGACAGAGGAGCCCCAAUUGACUUACCCUGUCUCGGAACGCAAGGACCAAGACCCAUACAUUGGGCCUGUCGCAAGGGACAUGCAGCUGUAGUUCAGGUUUUACUCCAAGCGGGAGUUGGAGUAAAUGCUGCUGAUUUCAAAGGGCUGACCCCCUUAAUGACGGCUUGCAUGUUCGGGAGGACUGCAACAGCAGCGUUUUUGUUAGGAAUGGGAGCUUUGAACCAUUUGGUCGAUAUUAACGGGGAUACAGCAAUGCAUUGGGCGGCUUAUAAGGGACAUGCGGACUUGAUUCGAUUGUUAGUCUACUCGGGGGCUAAUUUGCAAAAACCGGAUCAUUUUGGGUCGACCCCCUUGCACCUAGCGUGUCUUUCAGGGAGUGUCACUUGUGUGAAACUACUCUGUGAGAAGAGUAAUAUUGAUUUGGAACCAUUGGAUAAAAACGACAAAACGCCUUUAAUGUUGGCCCAAAGUCACCGUCACAGCGACAUCGUCCAAGUCCUCGAAUCGGAGAAGAAACGUCGAUCUAGUUGGUUUCCUCCAGUCAACGAAGUUUGGGGUCUUUUAUUCGGGAAAGCAGGGAAUUCGAAAGCACCACUCGUAUUCUUCAUGUGUUCAGUAUUACUCUGGGGGUACCCCAUGUACGUCAUUCGGUGUAUUCCCAUAACUUGGAACAUUCUACGAGGGUCACAUUAUUGUUUCAUUUAUUGGAAUAUUGUUAUGUGGAUAUGUUGGAUAACAGCAAAUCGAAAAAACCCCGGCUAUAUCCCGGUUAACACCGAUUCGUACCAUCGAGCAAUAAAACAGAUCCCUUAUUACGACAAAUGGAAGAAGAGAUACGCGGUUUUGAACCGACUUUGUCACACUUGUCGAUGUUUGAGACCUUUGAGGGCUAAACAUUGUAGAAUUUGCAACCGGUGUAUAUCUUAUUUUGACCACCAUUGCCCUUUUAUUUACAAUUGUGUGGGUUUGAGGAACCGAACUUGGUUCUUUCUGUUUGUUAUGAGUGUUGCUAUAAAUUGUUCUUUUACGAUUUAUUUCGCUACGUACUGUAUAGCCAUUGAAGGGUUUGGCAUUUUGUACAUUUUGGGACUUUUUGAAGCGUUUGUUUUUUCAGGAUUGGGAUGGAUUUUGACGUGUACUUCGAUUUUACACGCCUGCAUGAAUUUGACCACAAACGAAAUGUUCAAUUAUAAACGUUAUCCUUAUUUGAGGGACAAGAGAGGACGUUAUUUUAAUCCAUUUUCAAGGGGACCGAUUUUAAACUUGAUCGAAUUCUUUUUCUGCACACCGGAAGAAUAUGAUGACGAUUAUGGUUAUGAUUAUAUAUGAUAUACAAGAAAUAAUAGUUGUAAGAAAAAUGUCACCACAAAAUAGGUAUUUUACACAAUAUUAUAUAAAUUGUUUGCUGACACUUAUUCAAGUGGCUUGGUUUUUGCAAUGCAAAAUCUUGUAUUUAUUAUAUGAAAUAAAUUUUAU
Molecule: messenger RNA, 1892 nt
Organism: Tribolium madens (black flour beetle)
Lineage: Eukaryota; Metazoa; Arthropoda; Insecta; Coleoptera; Tenebrionidae
Gene: Patsas
Product: probable protein S-acyltransferase 23
Exons: 4
Coding region: 171-1745 (524 amino acids)
Biological process (GO): protein palmitoylation
Cellular component (GO): Golgi membrane
Molecular function (GO): protein binding; palmitoyltransferase activity
Source: RefSeq, a predicted model, not a curated record